AUGCAGUGGGACCGAUUUGUCAAAAAGGAAGUGCAUUGUGAGAAGGAUAAUUGGCCCAUUGGAAGAGAGAAGGAAUACUUGGAUAGAAUAUCUGUGGAUGACAAGAAUGACUGGUACUUUGAAGUAAAUGGUGUAAAACAUCUUCUUCCCAUUCAGAACAUAGUCAGAGUAACAAAGGCGCAGGACACAACAGAAGAAUAUCUGAUAAAUAACAAAAGUGUUGGAAUAGUUUUAAAGCCAUCUGGAAGAAUAAGGAAGUUUUUUAGGAUACCAUCUGUCACUCCUGAAUCAUUGACAUAUUUUGGAAACAGCUUGGUUGCAGGGCUUUCCCACAGCAAGGAAGAAGUGGUUUCCUUUACAGUGGGGGGUGUGAACUCAGACUCAGAAUUUUCAAUAACAAAUAUGGGGGUGGCAAUUCGUCUGGAAAACUGCACAGAGAUGUCAGCUGAUGAAAAUGGACUUUAUGUCCUGCAUGACGGCGGCAUUUGCACACUCUUUCCGGCUGAGUUCUAG
Messenger RNA from Nematocida ausubeli, 513 nucleotides. RefSeq lists its product as uncharacterized. NCBI's taxonomy places the organism in Eukaryota, Fungi, Microsporidia. The coding region runs from base 1 to 513 and encodes 170 amino acids. The transcript has a single exon. The record is from RefSeq and is a predicted model, not a curated record.